GUUUUUUUUUAGUUUGGCAUCAUCAUGUCUUGGGCUUUCUAUUUACUCACAAUUUUUCAAAGCCCGAAACUAAAAACCUCACAAUCAUAAAACCAACUACUCAAGCAAUAACUACCGUACUCAAGCAACUAAAACUCCACCAAAAUGAUUUUGCCAGUCUCUUCCAGUUUCAACACAUCUGCUCUGCUUCAAGACAAUGGUAUCAAUAAUGGUAUCACCAGCAUGAAUAUGAAUAACUUUUUGACCGCCGCCGAUUCUUUGGUGUUUGUGGAUGAACCUCAGGCUGAAGAUAUUCUGUGCGGCAAAGACAAGCGGUGCAUGACCCACGAAGGUUCUCUGUACUUCAAGGGAGUCAUUGAUGCUCACACUGUGGCUUACAGAGAAGCUGCUACCCGUCAAGGCAAGAUGGCCGUUACCAAAUCCGUCUUUGACCUCAUGCAAUCUCGCCGUUUCCUCAAGCUCAAUGAAGAUUCCAAGCAAUGGGAGGUUCUGCAUCCACUCUGCAUUAGGGAUAAGAUUGGACAUGCUCUCAGGUUUGCCAACAGAAAGUCCAAGGCUGUCUCUGCCAAGAAGAAUCAGCUCAAGAGGUCUCUCCAAGUGCAACAAGUGCAAGUGCAAGUGCACAGGACUGAGUUGGUCUCCUCCUCCUCUUCCUCCUCUUUUGCAAGCACCUCCACCAACUCCUCUUCAAGUACCUCAAGUACCUCCAGUAGCACCUCCAGCAGCACUAGCACCACCUCCAGCAUCAAUGACCUCCUCCAUGGUGCCCUCAAGAUCCAAAUUCCACCAAGAGCCAAGAAAGCUGCUGCUCCUGCUCCUGCUCCAGUCACUUCCUUCUCCAACACAAUGUCAUUCAUCAGUCCUCUGGACUCUGUUCAAGUGGAAUCAGCAUCCUCUGCUGAACCUGCUCUUGACAUUGACAUUGACCUUGACGACCUGGACUGGAUGUUGCAGCUUCCCAUCAUGGAAGUCAAUCCUUUGGACAACCAAGUAUGCUUUGCUGCCGGUUCCACCGACUCAAAGACAAACUUGAACACAAACAUGAUCCCUGUUCCCAUGAUGUUUGCAUCUUUGUAAAUCAAAGAAACAAACACAUCACAAACUGUCACUGUACUGUACAUAAAACAAAACUAUUAGCACAUGCAUGCCUUACUAUACAUGUAUCAUAGUACU
Seminavis robusta is the source of this 1173-nucleotide messenger RNA. Lineage: Eukaryota; Bacillariophyta; Bacillariophyceae; Naviculales; Naviculaceae. The record is from the annotation of a GenBank genome assembly.